Messenger RNA from Miscanthus lutarioriparius, 693 nucleotides. Lineage: Eukaryota; Viridiplantae; Streptophyta; Magnoliopsida; Poales; Poaceae. The record is from the annotation of a GenBank genome assembly.
AUGGCCAGAACCCUGGUCCUCGUCGCUGUUCUCCUCGCCGCCAGCGCCGGCGCCACGACGGCGACCACGCUGACCAUCCACAACCUCUGCCCGCACCCGGUGUGGCCGCUGGUGACCCCGAACUCGGGCCUCCCUUCCAUCUCCGACAACACUGCGCGCCUCGACCCCAAUGCGCUGCUCUCCCUCACCUUCCCGCCCACCUUCUGGGCCGGCCGCGUCGCGGCGCGCACGGGCUGCGACGCCACCGCGUCGGGAUGCUGGACGGGCUCCGCGCCGCCCGCCACCAUCGUGCAGGUCACCGUCCACGACGGCGGGAGCCUGGACCAGGCCACCUACAGCGUGAGCCUCGUCGACGGCUUCAACGUGCCCGUGGUGGUCAGCCCGCAGGCGAUCGCCGGCGGGGGGCAGUGCCCGGCGCUGGGUUGCCCCGUCGACCUCAACUGCGACUGCCCUCCUCCGCAGCGCGCCGCCGAGGGUGUGGCGUGCCGUGGCCCACCGGAGUACUUCAAGAACCGGUGCCCGCUCACCCGGACCACGCCCACCGACGUCGAGCCCGUCCCGCAGAGCUGCCGCGCCCCCGGGGAGCUCAAGGUCGUCUUCUGUCAGGCGACCAUUGUCACGGGCGACGCCGCCGCCGCCGCUGCCGCCGCAGAAGGCGAGAUGGUCAUCCGCUCUGUCGUCGCCGACAGCUAG